Sapajus apella (tufted capuchin) is the source of this 1225-nucleotide messenger RNA. RefSeq names its product putative protein C3P1. The transcript is spliced from 8 exons. Gene Ontology annotation, molecular function: endopeptidase inhibitor activity. Lineage: Eukaryota; Metazoa; Chordata; Mammalia; Primates; Cebidae. The record is from RefSeq and is a predicted model, not a curated record.
AAUAUCUUAAUGGGUUCCCUAAAAAGACGACAACCCUCUAGUGUUGCUGUCACUAAUGAGAUGACCUGAUGAUUCUCAAUAGUGACCAUAACCCCUGCAUGGUGACCCCCGACCCAGAGACUCUGUCCAUGCAGCACAAACUCAGUGAUGCCCCCUCACUCCCAGCAGCAUCUCCCACUACCCCAUCUCCGUGAACAUGCUGGAUUCCAUCACCACAUGACAGUUUGUGGCGGUCAGCCUCAAGGCUGGUCAAGGUCCCUGUGUCUCAGACCCCUCUGAGCUGACACUUAUGAAAUCCUUCUUUGCGGACCUUAAGUUGCCCCACUCGGUGAUCAGGAACGAACAGGUGCAGAUCCAAGCCAUGUUGCACAAUUUCAGGAAUCGUCAGGCCAAGGUCCAAGUGGAGUUCCCCACAAAGAGCCGCUGUGCAGCGUGUCAAAGCCAGGAGCACCAUCCUGCCAGGUGGUGGUCAUGCCCCCCCACCUCCUCCAAGAUGGUACCCUUUGUGCUUCUCCCACUGGAGAUAGGCAAAGUGGACAUGGAGGUCAAGGCUGUGGGCUAUGGGAUCCAGGACCACGUGAAGAAGACACUCUUGGUCCGGGCAGGAGGUCAGAUUCAGCAAAUGUCCCGUAGCAUCCUCCUGAACCCCUAAGGUCGGACCCAGACAGAACUGGUGCCAAGACAGGAGUUCUUGAACAUGGUACCCGACACGCAGGCAGAAGUGUUUAUCAGCGUUCAAGGGUACACCCAGCUGCUGACCCACCGGAGUUCAGACGGCACCUACCACACCUCCAAGGGGAACCCAGGAAGCACCUGGCUUACAAACUGUGUGUUUCGCAUCUUUGCCCCGGCCUACCCUACGAUGAUGACCAGUGUGCUUGACCUGCCCUCUCUCUGUGCCAUGGCCAACUGGAUCAUCAUCAACAGGCAGGCGGAGGACGGGCACCUCCUGGAGAAGGGACCUGUGGUCAUGACAUCCAUGCAGGGUGGCUACCAAGGCUCCGAGGUGAACAUAUCCCUCACAGCUCUUGUCUUGAUAGCCCUGGAUGAGGGAAAGGAGUUGUACAGCCAGGAGAUACCGGUAGGAUCCUGGAGAGGAGGGCAGGAUCUGUGGGGUCCUCCAGCCCCAGCACCUGGAAGGCUCUUCCACCCUCACAUCCCUCUGGGUCCCUCUAAUGCCCAGACUUCUUUUCUCUGGUGAUCUCCCUCUGGCCUCCUCCCUCUG